CAUCCUUCUAGUCUUGUCUGACUGCUAGACGACAAUCCCAUCACCGCCACGCCGCCCUCUCAACCUCUCCUCUAUCUCCCCCAUCGUCACCAACCACUUCUUGUCCGACACCAUGGCAUCCUCCUCCUCCCCCCAACUCUCGCUCAACCAGCGCCUCGCGCUCUCCAUCUGCGACUUCCUCACCACCUCCGCCUCCGACGGCACCCUCACCGCCGACGACAAGGACUCGGUCGACGUGGCCGUCAACUGCAUCGCCGAGUCCUUCAAGGUCGACCCCGCCGCCCCCGACACGCAGGCCGCCGGCAGCCAGUCCCUCCUCCAAAUCUACACCGUCUACGACAAGCUCAAGGCCUCGGCCGGGCCCCCGCCCCCCGCCGGCGGCGCCGGCGCUGAUGCUUCCACCUCCUCGUCCGCUGGCGUGACGGCCCCGACCGACGAGCAAAAGAAAGAGGCCGAGGCCCUCAAGUCCAAGGGCAACGCCGCCAUGGCGCAAAAGGACUACCCCUCCGCCAUCGACCUCUACACCCAGGCCCUCCGCCUCCACCCCGCCAACGCAAUCUUCCUCUCCAACCGCGCCGCCGCCCACUCCGCCGCCAAGGACCACGCUUCCGCCCGCAUCGACGCCGAGGCCGCCGUCGCCGUCGACCCCACCUACACAAAGGCCUGGUCCCGCCUCGGUCUCGCCCGCUUCGCCCUCGGCGACGCAAAGGGCGCCAUGGAGGCCUACGCCCGCGGCAUCGAGCACGAGGGCAGCGGCGGCUCCGACGCCAUGAAGAAGGGCUACGAGACGGCCAAGCGCCGCGUCGACGAGAUGCAGGCCGAGGAGGCCGACCUCGCCCGCGCCGCCUCCGCCUCCCCCGACGCCGCCCCCGGCGGCAUGCCCGACCUCGGCAGUCUCGCCUCCAUGUUCGGCGGCGGCGGCGCUGGUGGUGCUGGCGGUGCUGGCGGCAUGCCCGACCUGGCCUCCAUCAUGAACAACCCCAUGUUCGCCAGCAUGGCCCAGAACCUCAUGAGCAACCCCGAUAUGAUGGCCAACCUCAUGAGCAACCCGCGCCUGCGCGAAAUGGCCAACCAGUUUGGCAGCGGCGGUGGCAUGCCUGAUCUCAACAGUCUCAUGUCCGACCCCAACGUCGCUGAAAUGUAAGCCCUCCGCCACCACCACCCUUGUCCUACUUCUACAGACGUACCUAAUGCGAAUCAGGGCGCGCAACAUGAUGGGAGGCGGUGCCGGCCGCGGCGCCGGUGGCAACGGCGGCAGCGGUGGCAACAACAGCACCCCGUGAGAGUCCUUACUGGAUGGCGAGUAUUCAUGUGACGGUGGCGCGUCCUAGGAAAGAAAAGAGAGGGCCCGACAUGCAGACACCUGGCGUAUAUCUUCCCGUACAGAUAGAUACCUUAACAAAGAGCGACUGAACUGUUGCAGGAAUAGUCUUGUCGCUAAAAUACCCCCGAUGUCCCAAAG
Messenger RNA from Purpureocillium takamizusanense, 1462 nucleotides. It is a transcript of the gene sgt2, whose product is annotated as Small glutamine-rich tetratricopeptide repeat-containing protein 2, variant 2. Bases 113 to 1144 code for a protein of 343 amino acids. Gene Ontology annotation, molecular function: molecular adaptor activity; protein binding. Gene Ontology annotation, biological process: post-translational protein targeting to endoplasmic reticulum membrane. Gene Ontology annotation, cellular component: membrane; TRC complex. The record is from RefSeq and is a predicted model, not a curated record. The transcript is spliced from 2 exons. NCBI's taxonomy places the organism in Eukaryota, Fungi, Ascomycota, Sordariomycetes, Hypocreales, Ophiocordycipitaceae.